Molecule: messenger RNA, 1877 nt
Organism: Manihot esculenta (cassava)
Lineage: Eukaryota; Viridiplantae; Streptophyta; Magnoliopsida; Malpighiales; Euphorbiaceae
Product: probable magnesium transporter NIPA4
Exons: 9
Coding region: 561-1595 (344 amino acids)
Biological process (GO): magnesium ion transport
Cellular component (GO): membrane
Molecular function (GO): magnesium ion transmembrane transporter activity
Source: RefSeq, a predicted model, not a curated record
GAGAAACAAAAAGAUGGAGUGUAUGACUCAUGUUUCAUUCAUCAACCUUGAGUCGGAGAAGAGUCCUUAUUCUGGUAAAACUUAUUAAGAACCGCUUCUUCUUUCUCUCUUCUUCCAACCUAAGCAAUCUCACAGCUUUCUCUCUCUCUCUACUGUGUUUUUUUUCUCUCUUCUUUAAGCUCUGUACAAUCUUCAUUUUCUUCUCUCUUCCUUUUCCCUGCCAUUCUUAGAUCCAAUCUUCUUACACCUCAUUUCCGAGUCUAAGUCCAGUCAAUAUCACCAUAUACCACUCAUUUUGACUUACCCACCUCACAAAACUUGGAAUUUUGUAUGAAAUCGACUUCAAACUGAGUUGGGUCUUCCUUCUAAUUCUGUAUAUUGCCGGCUACUCACUUGAAAAUUGCAUCUUGAAACUUGGGUCUUCGUCAUUUUUUGUGAGUUCAUCCUUUUGAAGUUGAUGCUGAGUUGAGAAUCUGUGCAGAUAUGGUGGUUUUUUGAUAUUCGGGUGAACCAUUGAAAACUUGGAGGGAUUUUGUGGGUGCUGUUAGUUAGUUACAGCGAUGGCGACACAGAGCUGGAGAGACUCCUACAAGGGUAUGUCCUCUGAUAAUAUCAAGGGGUUGGUCUUGGCUCUAUCUUCGAGCUUCUUUAUCGGUGCCAGCUUCAUUGUCAAGAAGAAGGGAUUGAAGAAAGCUGGUGCCUCUGGUAUUAGGGCAGGGAGUGGAGGUUAUUCUUACUUGUAUGAACCACUUUGGUGGGUGGGCAUGAUAACAAUGAUUGUUGGGGAAAUUGCUAAUUUUGCUGCCUAUGCUUUUGCACCUGCUAUAUUAGUCACACCUCUUGGUGCUUUGAGCAUUAUUAUCAGUGCUGUUCUUGCACAUAUUAUUUUGAAUGAGAAGCUACACAUUUUUGGAAUUCUUGGUUGUGUUCUUUGUGUUGUGGGUUCUACAACAAUUGUUCUGCAUGCUCCUCAAGAACGUGAGAUUGAAUCUGUUAUAGAAGUUUGGGAUCUUGCUACGGAACCUGCUUUUCUGUUCUAUGCGGCCUUGGUCAUAACUGCUGUAUUUAUACUUAUAUUCCACUAUAUCCCUGACUACGGCCAGACACAUAUAAUGGUUUACAUAGGAGUUUGUUCUCUUGUUGGCUCUUUGUCGGUUAUGAGUGUUAAAGCACUUGGAAUUGCAUUGAAGUUGACAUUGUCAGGGAUGAAUCAGCUAAUAUAUCCCCAAACAUGGGCGUUCACUUUAGUUGUAAUUACUUGUGUGCUUACCCAAAUGAAUUAUUUGAACAAGGCACUUGAUACAUUUAACACUGCUGUUGUAUCUCCCAUAUACUAUGUUAUGUUCACGUCUCUCACCAUUCUGGCUAGUGUUAUAAUGUUCAAGGAUUGGGAUAGGCAGAGUCCAACUCAGAUUGUCACAGAAAUGUGUGGGUUCGUGACUAUUCUCUCAGGAACCUUUCUUCUUCACAAAACUAAGGAUAUGGCUGAUGGGUCUUUGCCUGUGCGACUCCCUAAGCACACAGAUGAUGAUGGCUACGGUGUUGAAGGCAUCCCUCUUAGACGUCAGGAGUCAUCAAGGUCAGCUCAAAAUUGAAAUAUUCAUCACCUUGUUCCUGCAAUUGCCAAGGAAUUGAUAUUUGGGGGAGAGACUAUCUGACAUCAACCUAUAUAUUAUGGGAGUACUCCCAUAAUUUCGUUUUCGGGAUACAGCCAGAGAAAUGAAGGUGAAGUUUUUCCCUUGCAUGUUUCUUUUUGGCUUCACAGAGAAGAGUAUAGCCUUCAGCUGUUUCCUUGUAUACGAUCCCCUCUUCAUACAGAAGGAAUUGGCCAAUGUAAUUUUGAGCACAUUGGUAAUAUAUAGUGCAUCUUUGUUUCA